Chrysoperla carnea is the source of this 2805-nucleotide messenger RNA. RefSeq names its product collagen alpha-1(XVIII) chain-like. Lineage: Eukaryota; Metazoa; Arthropoda; Insecta; Neuroptera; Chrysopidae. The record is from RefSeq and is a predicted model, not a curated record. The transcript is spliced from 21 exons. The coding region runs from base 16 to 2757 and encodes 913 amino acids.
UUAAAAUUAUAUGGAAUGCCAUCAUUAGCAGAGGUGCAAUGUGAAACAGCUUUUAUGAGUUUCCCAGAAGGUUCUGGUGAUGAAUUAUUUCCAAAUGCUGAUGAUUUAUCUAUAACAGAUGCUGAAGGAGAAGCUAGUCUCUCGGAAGGAAGUGGUGCUGGAAUUCCACCAUUUGUCAUACCUCCACCUCCAUCACCUGAUUUUCCAGUUGGCAGGACUAGCAAAGGAGAUAAAGGAGAUCGAGGUGCUAGAGGGCCACCUGGGGAAUCGAUACGCGGACCACCAGGUCCACCGGGACCACCUGGCCCGCAAGGCCCGAUAGGACCAGUUGGCUUACCGGGUCUACCGUAUAGUGGAGACGAUAUCACAGGAUUUGGUGAAGAUAAUCCAUAUCCGCUUGGGUCACCGACUGGACAGUGUUCAUGUAAUAUUACAAGUAUACGUGGCCCUCCUGGGCCACCUGGUGCUGAUGGGCCAGUAGGUAUUCCUGGAAUGACAGGUUUACCUGGUCCAGGUGGAGAAAGAGGGGCACCUGGUCCGCGUGGAGAGAAAGGAGAUAGGGGUGAUACUGGAAAUCGGGGUCCUGAAGGUCAGCAAGGCCAAAAAGGUGAACCAGGAAGAGAUGGUAUGCCAGGCAUUGCAGGACCACCAGGUCCACCUGGUCCAACAACACAUUUGGAUUUCACGAGUUUUGAUCCUAGUUGGAAGCCACGCACUAUUUUCAAGGAUACUAUAACGGGGCCAGCUGCUCGCCCAGGGCCUCCGGGGCCCAAAGGAGAUGUUGGAUCUCAAGGACCUCAAGGUAAACAAGGUCCAAGAGGUGAACCUGGAUCUAAGGGAGAACGGGGAGAGACAGGAAUAAAAGGAGAUAGAGGGGAACGGGGUCAUCAUGGUGCGCAAGGAGCUCAAGGAUUCAAGGGAGAACCUGGAGUACCAGGUAUGGAUGGCAUACCUGGUUUGCCUGGAGCAAAUGGUCGUCCAGCAGAGAAGGGCGAAAAAGGUGAACCAGGAAAGCCAGGACCACCAGGUACACCUGCUGUAGCGAUGGUAGGUGCUGGAGACGGCUAUAUGAUGACAGGGAUAGGUGAAAAAGGAGAACCAGGAGAAAAAGGUGAACCUGGAGUAAAAGGAGAGAAAGGAGAGCGUGGAGAGCAGGGUCAAGGAGGUCUCCCAGGAAUGAAUGGCGCACCAGGCUCGUCAGGAGAAAAAGGAGAACCAGGAAAAGAUGGUGAAGCAGGUCCACAAGGUUUACCAGGCUUAAAAGGUGAACGAGGGCCGCCUGGACCUACUUCAAUUGCAGGUUCCGGUACUGAUUUUAUUACAAUAAAGGGUGAUAAAGGUGAUCAAGGUAAGCGUGGUAGAAGAGGAAAGGAGGGUCCUAUGGGACCUGUUGGACCACCUGGCAAGCCUGGACCACCGGGAGACAUUGGAUUACCCGGAUGGAUGAAUAGUCUUAAGGGUCGUCCUGGAGUACCUGGUGCUCCUGGUCCCAAGGGAGAAAAAGGUGAUACAGCGGACAUUAGCUUGUUAAGAACUUUGAAAGGUGAUAAAGGUGAUGCUGGAACUCCUGGUAGAGAUGGUCAUCCAGGACCAGCAUUUGAAGGUCCACCUGGCCCACCGGGUCCACCAGGCCCACCUGGACCACCUGGUAUCCCUGGAAUAUCAAUUACCGGACCUAAAGGAGAACCUGGCUAUGCACCCUCGAGAUUUGCAUAUGGUGAACCUAACUUUGGACCAACUAGAUCAGGACCUAGAAGUAGUCUGGAAGAGUUAAAAGCCAUAAGAGAACUUGAACAAUUGAAAAAAAGUCAAAAGGAAACCUUUUCUGCGACAGUGCAUUCUAAAUACGACGAGAAAAAUCCGGCCAAAGUCGUUCCAGGUGCAGUCACAUUCCAAACAAAUGAAGAUAUGAUGCGGAUGUCACCUAUGAGUCCGGUUGGUACUUUGGCAUAUAUAAUAGAUGAAGAAGCCUUGUUAGUUCGUGUAAAUAAUGGAUGGCAGUACAUUGCGCUUGGAUCUAUGGUUCCAAUUACAACUCCAGCACCUCCAACCACAGCUGCACCAGCAAUCAUGCCACCAUUUGAAGCUAGUAAUUUGAUAAACAAUGUACCACAACCUGUCGAUGGUCCAAAUUGGUUCCCAAAAAUGUUACGAAUGGCGGCAUUAAAUGAACCAUAUACAGGUGAUAUGCAUGGUGUGCAUGGUGCUGAUUUAGCGUGCUACCGACAAGCACGACGUGCAGGAUUACAUGGAACUUUCCGAGCAUUUUUGUCAUCACGUGUUCAGAAUAUUGAUUCAAUUGUUAGUUUGGCUGAUCGAGAUUUGCCUGUUGUUAAUUUACGUGGUGAUGUUUUAUUUAAUUCAUGGUCAGAUAUGUUUAGAGGAGAUGGGGCACCAUUUCCGCAUCCACCUAGAAUACUAUCAUUUAGUGGGAAAAAUGUAUUAACUGAUUUGUCAUGGCCUCAUAAAAUGGCAUGGCAUGGAUCCCUUGUAACAGGCGAACGAGCAUUAGAUGUAUCAUGUGAUGCCUGGCAUUCAGGAUCACAACAUUCCAUGGGCUUAGCAGGAUCAUUACGAGGCCCACAAUUAUUAGAACAGAAUGUACGACCGUGUAAUCAACGGCUUGCUUUAUUGUGUAUUGAAGCAACUAGUCAACAAAAUAUUAGAAGAAAAAGAGAAGUUAAAGAGUAUACGAGAGAUUUUACAGAAUUUGAAUAUGCCAAUUUUCUAAGAAAUAUCACUUCCGCUUCUGUGUAAUAGUUAAAUUAAUCACCCGUCCAGAAUCCGUAUAUGUGUAUAUUUAUA